This is a messenger RNA of Scatophagus argus, 936 nucleotides long. Its product is annotated as odorant receptor 131-2-like. Gene Ontology annotation, molecular function: G protein-coupled receptor activity. Lineage: Eukaryota; Metazoa; Chordata; Actinopteri; Scatophagidae. The record is from RefSeq and is a predicted model, not a curated record. Gene Ontology annotation, biological process: G protein-coupled receptor signaling pathway. The coding region runs from base 1 to 936 and encodes 311 amino acids. Gene Ontology annotation, cellular component: membrane. The transcript has a single exon.
AUGGAGGCAAAUAACUCUCAGAUCGGUGGAUCCUCGGUUAAGAAGAUCAAUGAUCGGGUCAUUUUUGUUCAGGUUUUGGUGGCACUUUUCCUUUGCAUCAACUUUACGCUGGUCACAACUUUUUUUAUGAAGGAUUACUUCUACACAACCAUGCGGUAUAUCUUAUUUGCUAUUACACUAUUGUCUGACUGUACAUUUUUACUCAUAUCUAAUACCCUGCUAAUUUUAGUAAAUUUUCAAUACACCAUUCAAAUGUGGCUGUGCCUUAUUAUAUUCAUCAUGUUGUCUGUGUACACUUUUGUCACACCAGUUACUCUGACAGCAAUGACCCUGGAGCGCUACGUGGCCAUUUGCAUGCCCCUCCGACAUGCAGAGCUGUGCUCCACACGCAGCGCUCUGUACUGCAUCCUUAUCAUUCAUGGCCUCAGCUCUGUACCCUGCAUUAUUAUUCUGUCCAUCUUCUUUUCAACUGCCACCCUCAGCGUUUUCAGACAAAACAAUGUCUGCACUGCAGAUGUUUUCACCCAUCAAACCUGGCAGCGUCAUUUUAGGUCAGCUAUCAGUGAGUUUUACUUCUUGAUCAUGUUUAUUACUAUUAUAUUCUGUUAUGUUAAAAUAAUGAAAGUGGCCAAAGCGGCAUCAGGUGAGAAUAAAAAGUCCACAUGGAAAGGGCUCAGAACUGUAAUUCUUCAUGUAUUCCAGCUGCUGCUGUGUCUCACACAGAUGUGGUGCCCGUUCAUAGAAGCAGCUGUACUUAAAAUCAAUUUCAGGUUAUUCAUUGAUGUCAGGUACUUUAAUUAUAUCAUGUUUAAUCUUGUUCCAAGAUCUCUGAGUCCUCUUAUUUAUGGACUCAGGGAUGACAAGUUUUUUCUUGCGCUGAAAUACUACGCUUUCUGUGGCUUUGUGAACAACCAAUCCUUAGAUUUGACAAAUUAA